AGGAGUGCAUUAAAUUCCUUAUAAUGUUAGAGCACAUGUUUUUAGUGCAUGGUCGACGAGAACGUUGGGUCACGUGGAGGAUUCAGAAAGGUCCCUAAUAACACUCAUUGAUUUUUCCUCCCUCAUUCCUACAGCCACCGCAAGCUCCUCCACAACAACCCACACUAAACCAUUCUCGAUUCAAUUCAAUUCCUUUCACUCAACAAUUCCAUGGAUUGCAAUGGCUGCAACCCCCAACUCAUUCCACCGUCUUCUUCCAACGCCUACAAACUCCUUCUCCAAGCGCUAUCUCAAAUCCCAAUCCACCACUACGCCCUCGCCACCGCCUUUGCUGCCCUAUCCUUUCUCUACUGUUUCCUCGAAAUCCAUUUCUUCCGGGAUCUCUUCACCGGAUUCUCAGGCUCCCCCGUCGAAUUCACCUACAACUCCUCCUCCGAAAUCUACGACGCCAUCGUUUCAAAGUGCCGGAUUCUUCAAGGCAGAUAUUCUGUCACGCCAUGGCUUUCCAGUCCUCAUCUUCAAACUGUUUUCCUCAACUUCUUCGGAAAUCCUCCGAUUUUCAAAUACAAAAGGCAAUUAUUUACUACUUCUGAUGGUGGAACUAUUGCUCUGGACUGGGUUACAUACUCUGAUGUUUCUGACAGUGAUGUCCAUGUGGAUGGUGUCACUAAAGACGACGAAUUUACUCCCAUUGUUGUAGUGAUUCCUGGCUUAACAAGUGAUUCUUCAUCUGCUUAUCUCAAACAUCUUGCAUAUAAUACAGCGAAGCAUGGAUGGAAAGUUGUUAUCAGUAAUCACCGAGGACUUGGAGGUGUUUCAAUCACGUCUGAUUGUUUCUACAAUGCUGGGUGGACUGAGGAUGCUCGCACAGUGGUUAAUUAUGUUCACAAAGAAAAUCCCAGGGCGCCUUUGUUUCUUAUUGGAACUAGUAUUGGAGCUAAUAUUCUGAUAAAAUAUCUUGGGGAGGACGGCGAGAAUAUUCCUGUAGCCGGGGCUGUAGCAGUUUGCUCUCCUUGGGACCUUUUGAUAGGGGACCGAUUUAUAACUCGUAAGCGUGUACAGAAGUUUUAUGAUAAAGCACUAGCAAUUGGACUUACAGGUUAUGCAAAAUUACACCAGCCUCACUUUACUCGCCUAGCUAAUUGGGAAGGGAUAGAAAAGUCAGUUUCUGUUCGAGAUUUUGAUAACCAUGCCACCCGCAUUGUUGGGAAAUAUGAGAGUGUUGAUACAUACUAUAGACGAUGUAGCAGUUCUAUUUAUGUGCCAUCUGUAUCGAUUCCACUUCUCUGUAUUAGUGCACUGGAUGAUCCAUUAUGUACCAGGGAAGCCAUUCCUUGGGAUGAAUGCAGGGCAAAUAAAAAUAUUGUAUUGGCCACUAUAAAGCAUGGAGGACAUCUGGCCUUCUUUGAAGGGAUAACUGGAUCUAGCUUAUGGUGGGUAAGAGCUUCUAAUGAGUUUCUUGAUGUACUACUCUCUAGCAAGUAUAUGCAUGUUCAGAAAAAGAUCUCUGCACCAAACAAACUAUUGGACUCAGCAAUUGAUCAGGGCCCUUACGUGAACGUUACCGAGGAUGGAAUGGUAGCUGCAUCCAACAAUGAGGAAGAAAUACAUGUAAAACAGGAUACACAUGAUGAUGGUCACGAGAAGGUUAAAGAAGAAAAUAAGCAAGAUGAGCUUGUGACUAAAACAGAGAGUGGUGAUUCCACUUGUAUUUCAAAAACAGCUAGUACCCACAAUCCAGCACCUCUAGAUGUAAUAGCGCCUUUCAAAAGAUACGUAGGUCAGUUAUCUCGGCAAAAUCGAUGGUCCAUCUGGUUGCUGGUUUAUAUUGCUAUCAACACAAGUUGGCCACUGGUUGGUUCAGCCCUAUAUAUUGUGUUUCGGAAAAGGCUCAGGGGUUCCGGUGGUUCGGUUAGAAGAUAAUAAUGUAUUUUUGCAAUAUAUCAUUGUUGUAUUUGUCACUAGAUGUAUAACAAUAAUAAUAAUAAUAAUAAUAAUAAUAGUAGUAAUAAUACAUAUAAUAAUAACAAUAAUAUACUUGUUCUAUUA
This is a messenger RNA of Lathyrus oleraceus (garden pea), 2049 nucleotides long. RefSeq names its product embryogenesis-associated protein EMB8. Gene Ontology annotation, molecular function: short-chain carboxylesterase activity; monoacylglycerol lipase activity. Lineage: Eukaryota; Viridiplantae; Streptophyta; Magnoliopsida; Fabales; Fabaceae. The coding region runs from base 211 to 1923 and encodes 570 amino acids. The record is from RefSeq and is a predicted model, not a curated record. Gene Ontology annotation, biological process: lipid metabolic process. The transcript is spliced from 13 exons.